Molecule: messenger RNA, 838 nt
Organism: Drosophila guanche
Lineage: Eukaryota; Metazoa; Arthropoda; Insecta; Diptera; Drosophilidae
Exons: 4
Coding region: 114-809 (231 amino acids)
Source: RefSeq, a predicted model, not a curated record
CAGUUGACCUUCACGUUCUGGAUUGGCUAUAGUUUUCAAUACAAUAAUUUCUUUAAAAAUUUCCUUAUAGUUCCGAUAUAGUACUAUUUUCCAAAAGUAUUUUUUCUAGAAAGAUGGCCCAGAACCUCGCGACCCGCAAGCCAGCGGUUCCUGGUAAACCCAAGACUACAAAGUUCGCCGAAUCGACUGCAGUGAAGGGUAAGGUACCCUCGAAUCAGUCUGCUCAGAGUCAGUUGGGCUUCCGUAAGCAGACCCAGGACACUCCGACCAAGACCAAGCCUCAGGAUGCCAUAGGGCAGGACGUGCGGAUUCCCAGUCAGGGGACCAGGAUGCCCGCACGUUGGAAUCUACCCGUAGCAGACGUCACUACUGCUGGUUACAACUCGUAUCAGAGAUUAAUGAACGCUCCAGUCAAAAGCCCUAGGAUCGCGAUACCCGUGGCCACAGCUCAGCAUGUUCCGCUCAAAAAGUCAAAAGGUUCGAAAGAGGUAAGGGCCAAGCCUAGGUCAAAGUCGCCCAGUCCCGAAAAGAGCAACCGCAACAAGAGCUUCUUCGACAAGUAUCUGAAGUUUGCCUACGAUCUGAGCACCCCCGAGGGUGUGCGCCAGCUGGAGGCGCAUUUCUUCCCCACUGAUAUAUUGGCGGAUCAGCCGAGCACCAGCAAGGGUGCUACCACCACGACGACUACACCCAAUAAUAUUGUCAGCAAGCAAAUGAUUUCCACAAACGAUCCACGUCCGGCCAACGAGGAACCGAACAAGCGCGAUAAUUCGAUUGAGACCAUUCUCGAGAGGAGCAAAUUCUACUAGCAAAAGAAAGGGGCGUUGCCAUGUGCAGC